Molecule: messenger RNA, 1083 nt
Organism: Kwoniella shivajii
Lineage: Eukaryota; Fungi; Basidiomycota; Tremellomycetes; Tremellales; Cryptococcaceae
Exons: 5
Coding region: 1-1083 (360 amino acids)
Source: RefSeq, a predicted model, not a curated record
AUGUCAACAUUAGCUGACAGUAUGAUCUUGAGUCCCCAUCCAACCCCUUCUGAAUCAUUCCAGGUUGAAGAUACAGAUGGAGAUGAAGAAAUGAAUGAAUUGGACGAGUACGAAAAACAGAGAAUUGCCAAUAUCAAGGAGCGUGAUAACCUACUAGCCUCUCUAGGAUUGAACAACACUUCAACUCGAGUAUUUGGCUCGAAACCAAAACUGAAAACUAAACAACCUAUAUUCUCCUCCGAAGAAGCGAGAAGAAGGAGAGAAUUGAAAGCUAAAGAUGCAGCCUCAAGACGGAUAACCGAACCUAGCAGAAGGAGCAAUAGGAUCGCUGCUAAAGAGGUUGAACUCAAAUCUCUAGCAGAUGAUGAUGAUCUGACACCCCCACCAUCUCUUUCCAAAGGAAUUGAACGUAAACCUUUUAUACCCAAAGCGAAAGCGAGAACUCUGUUACCAGGACCAUCAUAUUCAUCAUCAUCACCAGACGAAGAGAGUUUCUCACCUGCUCAGAAACCAACAAGGGGUCAAGACGGUAGACUGAUAUUUGAAGGCAGAUGGAAAGAUGUUUUCACACCGAAUCUCACCCCAGAAGAAAUGUUUAAAGGAGGUGCAUUUGGAGGAGCCUUUUUUGCAGACACAUAUUCCAAUAUCCUGAAAUCACCAUUAUCGGCUAAAGGAGAUCUUUCAUCACUUCCAUUCACAUUACCCAAUUCAUCCAAGUUACUCACAAAUCCAUAUCCCGAUGGAGAGAACAACCGAUUCAGAGUAAGAGCUGGGCAAUCUCUUCAAGAAUGGGAAAAGGCAGGUUGGAUAUGGUCGGAAGAUCCACGUGGAUGGGCUCAAUGGUAUGUGAGGUUCUGGGAGGGAAGGAGAGGGAGAGAUGAUGAUAGACAAGUCAGACGAUGGAUGAAAGUUGCCGGACCUACAGGGAGGUUCAAGCGGGCCUUACUCAAGAAGCUAGUUCAAUCAGGCGGAAGGUCAGCAGUCGCAGAUGAAGAUGUGGGAGCAGUUUUAAGGCAAUGUCUCUGGCAGUGGGGCUACGAGAUGACCGAAGUGGAAUUCGAUAAAGCUAUGAACGGGGAGUAA